UGGCGGGCGCUGUGUUGGCACCCGGGUUGUGGCUCACGAGGAAACAAAAUGUUGCUCGCUGUGUGAUUUAGCAUGCAAUAACUCUGAAACCCAACGAGAUACUAAGUUUCCAUGAAAUAGUAAGCAGUCAUGUUUAAACUAGAAUCCUACAUAACUCCCUGGUUGCUAGGAUACCUGGAUAAAUAUGUUAAGCUUAAACCAGAAGAUUUCCAGUUAUCCCUCUGGGGAGGAGAUAUCGUGCUGAACAAGCUGGAGCUACGUACGAACAAACUGGAGCGCAUGAUUCACCUCCCUGUCACCUUUGUCAGUGGCCAAAUACACGAGCUACGAAUUCACGUGCCAUGGACACGACUUGGGUCUGAGCCAGUGGUUGUCACCAUUAACACAAUGGAGUGUAUAUUGAAAAUAAAGGACUCUACCCCUGAGGAGGCCUCCAGCAUGAAGUCAAGUGCCUCAAGUAAACAACUCGCCCAGAAGAAAGCAAAAAUUAAAGCCAAGCAGCUGCAGGAGGCAGAGGCCCUGCCCCCGGGCUAUCUCCAAAGCAUCCUGAACAGAAUCAUCAACAAUGUCAACAUCGUCAUCAACAACCUCAUCUUGAAAUUUGUUGAAGACGACAUUGUUCUGUCAGUGAAUGUCAAGUCUGCAGAAGUGUAUAGCGUGGAUGGUGAUUGGCUGAGAGCCUUUGUGGAUUUAGCGCAGCCAGAUUUGGUGCUGAGGAGGGUGAUCAAUUUCCAUGAUUUGACGGCAUGUUUGGAUAAAAGGAAUGCCAGUGGAAAGAUUGAGACAUAUCAGGAUCCCUUGGUCUACAGGUGCUCCGUGAUGUGCAGGAUCCACAUGACCUAUGACAGUCUCCACGCCAAGAUUCCCAUCACCACCAUGUUACACAUAAUGUGUGAGAAACUGGAUUUCUCUCUCACCGACACCCAGCUGCCGAUGUUUCUCCGUCUCAUCGAGCUUGUCUUGUCGCUCUACUAUGGCACACUGGAGCUGCCAUCUGGGCCGUCAGGUUCUGCAGAAGAGAAUCGAGAAAAUAGCGAAACUGAGAGUCAGGCUGAUAUGUCAGGAGUUCAGAACGAGACCUCCCAGGAAACACCACCAGAGGGCUCUGCUGAGGAGAGUUGGUCCUCAUGGGCAUGGUCCUGGGUUGCCCCGGCAACAGCCACAGAGGAGGAGGCUAAAGAAGAGGAGGAGGAGCUUAACUUGAAGAAGAAGAAGGACCUGCUGGUGCUUUCUCUGGGAGGGUACAUUAAGAAGGCGUCUCUGGUUUUUAAGCUAACUGACACAGUGACAGAAAGCCCAUACUACGGCCCUCAGAAAGUGGUGUUCACCCCUCUGAUGUGUCUGGAGACUGAGUCUAUCAGUGUAGAGCUACUGGUGAAAGGGUUGAUCUUCUUUGACAUGCAGUUUGGGAUCACCGCAGCCAGGAUCAUCAGUCUGGGGGAGUGUGUGUGCGGCAGGGUGGAUACUGAGAAUGGACAGGACCCCUGUUUCCUGGAAACGGGCAACUCCUCUCUGGAUGGAAAACUUGUAAACUUUAUCAGCAACUCCUUGUUUGACACCCAUAGUCCAGAGAAUAGAGGGGAGAAAUCUGAGUUUCUGUUCGACAGGGAGAAACACAAGAAAAAAUUCACAGAAGGUUAUGCCACCCAAAGGUUUGGAGCAUUUUGGAUGGACUAUCUUUACACCAUGGAGGAGCGAGACUCCCAUAGAAGAACCAGUCACCACAGUUCUAGGGCAAGCAGUGCCAGCAGUAGCAGUACUCACCUCACCCAGCACACAGAUGAUAACUACAAGGAGCUGUCCAGCAUGAAGUUUUUGUUUGGCACUGGUCAGUUAGUGGUCAAUAGCAGUAUGGUCCACAGGAUACGCAAGUUCCUUCACUGUGCUUAUGAUCAUGAGUAUGAGCCUUACUCUAAGCCAAAGCCAGAAGUGGUAGAUGAGAACCGCCCACAUCCUACAGAACACCAGGUGGCACUGAUGGAAGAGUUUAUCGCCACACAGUCGUACCACGUCACCCUUCAGAAUACCACCAUCCUCUACAUGGCUGCAGAUCACAACGACUGUGACAUAGCUAAGAAGAGGGUUACCACUCCAAGAAAAGCUAGAAAGAGUUCCACCAAGCAGAAGUCUGCCCCCAAGCUCUGCAUCUUACCAGUGUUAAAGUUUCAAGCCCAGAGAUUUGAUUACCAGAUCAACAGACCCAUGUAUGCCAGGCGAGUGGUCAAGUUGGUCAGUGCUAUGGCUGCCUCCAACCACCUGCUUGACCACUGUCACUCACAUACCACGGUGAAGGUUUUUGGUGCUCAGAUGGGCUUGUCUUGUUGGGACCCCCACCAGCAGGUGGCGCAGACUACAUUCAACCUGGUGCAGCCAUGGAGUGGGGCCUACUACAGGAAAACUCUUCUCCUGAAUCCCUACUGGAAGGAUCUGCACCAGGUAAGGUGGCAGUCUACCUGGGAGCUCCCCUCUAUAACACUGAAUGGAACCAAGGCACAGCUGCUGCUGGCACUACACCACUUAGCAUCAUGGAAGGUAGAUAAACCUGAACCUCGCAAACUACUACAGACAAGCUUAAUGGAUGAUGUCUUCAGUAGACAUGGUUCCCUGCCAGUGUUAGAGAUAUGUGUUAAUGGGGUGGAGUGGAAGAGAUGUUCCACAUCGUCAGACAGAGCAGCCAGUGGUAUCCUAGGGUCCAUAUAUGCUGCUGUAUUGACAAGGGAAAAAGAAAAAAAGGAGGAGAUCAGUCCAGUACUCUCUGGCCCAGUGGAGACAUCAGGACUGUACAUACCAUCUUUCUUUACUACUGAAGAGGCCCAGGAGGGGGUUCAGGCAGAGAUGAGGCACACUGAAGGGGGACUCGGCAGCAGCGUGGACUGCAUUACCUUCACGUGGCAAACUCCCAAAGACGUGGCCACACCUCUAGCACCCUCUGUAUUUCUGGCCAAUGUCCAGGGUAUUGUGUGUACAGUGGACCCUGUGUUACACGACUGGAUUAUAUAUGAACCCCACAACAAACAGGAAGAGGAGGAGCCUAAGGUAGUGAUUGACAGCAUGCUGGCUCAUGCCACAGUACCAUUGAAGGAAACAGGCUCAGGAAAAUCAAGCAGCACUGUGACCAUUCCCUCUGGCACCCCCUCAAGAUCCCAGACCACCACCACCAACACAAAACCAGUUGAUGUGGACAAAGAACAGAAAGGGGGAGAAGAAGAAGGAGAAGAGAAGAGAGAGAAAGGUUUGAAGGCUUGGUUGAGUAGGAUGUAUCAUGAUGUGAAGAUUAUGGAAGUUCAGGUUGACAUAUCCUCAAGUUGUGUCUUCUUCCCAAGUCGUCACCUCGUCUUUAUGGACCCCACGGCCAACUUACACACUGACCUCCGGUCACUCUACCAGGGGGCAGUAGGGGUUCCAGACACCCUGGUGGUCAGUCUGCCCAGUGUUCACCUGUGUAGUAUGGGCCAUAAGGCUAUAGAGGCAGUACAGGAAAUUCCUAUUAAAUUUCUACAGCAGUCUAUAGCAGGUGAGAAGCUCCCGUGGAACAUCCAGGUCUCAAACUUCAGCAUCUACAGCAUACACCCCGGCAAGGUGUCUUUACCUUUGGUCAAGCCGUCUGGACUGUCCACUACAAUAGCAGUGACCAGUAAAUACAACCCUCCAUCCUCAGAGCACCUGUCUUCUCUCAGUUUGUGUGUCCAUGCUGACAUGGGAGCAGUGCAUGCUGGGUGUUCACAGAAACAGGUCCAGCUUCUAGCUCAACUGACUGGUCAGCUAUUGUCCAUGUCAGACAGCGUCCUGUCCUCAGUGACCUCUGUCAAUAAUACCCUGGGGUCAAAGACCACACCCAGCAGUCAGCCACACCCUGAAAUCCCUGGGGCAGUGUAUCCUGGGGGUGAACUCCCUGUAGGUCAGAGGUCAGACCCUUCAGGGUCUCCACAACCGAAGGGGUUUAGGAGUGACCCGUCAUCUAGUCUGAUGGACACUGGGGAGAGCCUGCUGACCGACACCUCUGAUGGUUUGUUGUCCAGAGACCCUACACCAGUGAGAGAGACUGACCAGGGGGGCACAUUAAGACUGUCUCUGUGGCUGCAGUGGACACUGCCCAAACUGACCACCAAAUUGUAUGGGGUGGACAAGGCAGGGAAAGACCUAUGUAUAUCUCUGGAGGUGGAAGAUCUCACCACAUCUAUAGACAUACAGGAGGUCUACUCCAAAGUCAACUCCAAAGUGGGCGCCAUUUGCAUGUCCCAUUUGACAAGGAGCACUGGUGGAGAGUGGACCCCAGGACCAUUUGAGGGAAUCAUCUUAACCUGCCAAGACCAGCUGACCAAAAAGGUGGACGUCAUCACCAAUAAACUGUGGUCGUCAAGCAACCAGCCUAUUGUUAGCCUCUACGGACUUAACGAGCUCAAACCUCGUGACAAGAGCCAUGUCUUUGCUAGCAUCACCUUCACCAGAGCUCUGAGUAAAAGUGUGCAGCAUAAACUGAGAAGAAUGAACAGUGAGGUUAAUAUGGAUGGCACUCAAGUUCAAGGUCAGGGUGGAGGUCAGGGUGAAGGUCGCAUGUAUCUUAAUGAGGUUUGUCUCAAUGUUCAGCCUUGUGACAUUGUCCUGUACAGCCCAGUCAUUCUGAGUGCAGUUAACAUGAUAUUACCCUCUUCUCAGUCACCAAGAGGAACGGAAGCAGGGUCAAGGUCAAAGGGGUCAAGGUCAAAUGUUAGUGUUAUCUCAGGCAGUGCCCUCCCUCUGGCCUACCUUAACAUAAGCAAUUUUAGACUUUUCAUUCCAAGCUGUACAUCUCAGGCAGAUAUAUCCCAGGUUACUUCAUCACAAAUGUCUACCACCCAUGGUGCACCAUCACAAAUGUCUUCUGGGCUCAGUCAGUCUGAUCAUCAGUCCAGCUUGGCAACUAUACCAAGGGAACAGAUGUCUUGUCCACGUGUAUGCAGUACCUUGGAUCACGAUGUGUGCAUUGUUCAGCUGGAGACAGUGACUUUAAAACCUCAUGCUGACAACCCCUUGCCCCGACUGGUGGUGGACAAGGAAAGAUACCACCAAGCCCUCCAGUCUCACAGCACACACCAGUUGGGUGGUGAGUUAGAGGACAGGCAGUUCCAGAUGGACAUCAGUGGAAUGGCUGUCAUGACAGGGUGUUGGAAGGAUCUGAUUGCAAAAUCUAGGUCAAGGUCAGGCAGUUUGGAGGAGAAGGAGGAGAGGAUACAGAAUCCUGCUCUGGAAUGGAACCAGCUGCUACAGCGAGAUGAGGAAUCUGAAGUAAAAGUGUUCCCAUUGUGUGCCAGUUGUGACUUAAGAAUAGUUCUUGCUCCAGCUAUUGUAGAAACCAGUGUCACAAAGUCCAAUAUAGUGUGUGGCUACUCUGCCGAAGUGAACGUGACCAGUGACAUGGAUUUCUACCUCAGCACCAAUCAGGUGGGGCUAUUCUACGACAUUUUCACCACUAACAUCACAUCAGGCACAGUGAAACAACAACGCCAAAAAGAUAGGGGGCAUCAUGCUACAAGAGAGGCCAAAUCCAAAGCUAAGUCAUCCGAAAUUUCAGAAACGCAAAGCACCAUUUCUGAUGGCACCACCCAAAGGGCCGAGGCAACAUCUUCGCAGAGAUUCAGCUCCCAAGAAAAAGGGGUGAAUCCUUUGAAGGGUGUCACCCCCUUUGACAUUUUGCUAACAGCAGGGAGAAUCUCCUUCACCUGUUACUCUCACAGAGUAGCAAAGGUCCACUGCAGGAAAGACUCAACUCUUGAAAACUUACUUUCACAGAUAAAAGCAAGCGGUCACUCGGCCACUAGAAAGAGAAGUGACCUUGAGGAGCCCUUGGACAAAAUGGAGGAAGACAAAAGUGCUGAGUCAUUCUUUAGUUUUGAGCGAAGUGAAAGUGUGUAUUACACCCCACAGAACAGUAUGAGUGAAGCAAUCCAUGAGGAAAACUUGGACCAAGAUAAUGGUGGUCAAGCUGGACAGUUGGAUGAAGGAGUUAUUGAUACGGUGCCAUAUUUCUAUGCAUAUUUCUCUCAGCCUCACAGCGUGGCAUCUUGUCAUCCAGAUAGACAGAAACUGGAGAUGUCUUGUUACGAUGUCACUCUAAAGGGAGCAAAGUCUGGGUAUAUUUUAGAAGACCCUUUCAAGAUGUUGCCAGACCUUGGUGACUUUACUGCCCACUGGGUGGAGACACGUGCAGGGGAGACUGAUCCCAAGACAGGCAUACCUCCAAGUCUGUAUACUUUUAAAGCAGAAAACUUUCUUACUGGGAAAGCUGGACUUACUGUGAGUAUAGAGAGGCCUCUGAAGCUGAAACUUAGCUUGGUGCUACUGGAGCAAGUUAAAGAGUUAGUGCAGGAGACACUGGAACAACUGAGACAAAGGGAGGAGACGACAGUUGCUGCGGGACAGUCAUCAGAAACUGUGCAGCAGACAACUGGAGAAAAGGAACUGACGACAGAUUCAGAUUCUGAUCCAGCUGAGUCCACAGAGAAGGCUUCAGGGUCAGUACCAGCCUAUGUGAGAUACCUCGGUGCUAUCCGCAAUAUCAAGAUAGGCACAGUCCAGCUGGUGGUUGCCAUGACAACAGUGCCACAUGAGGAGCAUGCUGGGAUACUCAUGGCGCUGUCACAGUUCCAGGCUGGUAUCGAGCUAGAAGCUGAUGAAGGUGCUCUCUCAGUAGUCAGCAUAUCAGCCUGGCUUAGCAACAUACUGGUCAAGACUCGAUACCAGACCACUGUCCGUCCACUCCUGGGACCACUGUCCACCAGCAUGGACGCCCAGUUACAGUGGAUAGUGCACAGUGGACCAAGAUGGCUGCCACAGGUGUGUGCAAGCGUGGAGUGUGGGCCCGUGCAGAUUUGUGUCGGACAAGAGCAUGCACUGUGCAUGUUGACGUUGGCUAAACAUUGGAGUAUUUACAACAAGAUUCUACAACAGACAACUAGUGUCCACACAAAGUCUGGAUCAACAAGAGAGAGGAGGAGAGAGAAGACCAAGAAAACCAGGAAAAAUGACCAGGGAGUCAGCUCUGUGGAUGAUCUUAGAACAGGGGCAUUCCAAUAUGUCUUUACUAAUGAUACCCCAGAUGUCACCCCCGAGGCUGGAGAGAUAGUGUUUGGAUCUGAUGAAGAAGAGGAUGUGGCCUUCAUGGCCUGGUGUUAUCCAGAGGCCAGACUACUAACCAAAGUCCACAUAACACCAGUUCCCUUUAGCACCAGCCAGCUAAGCCUCACUGGCAAGGUUGACUGUGUUCUGCAGUACUGGUGCAUACUGAACAAAAACUACAUUGACUACCAACAGUUCCAAAUCACAGAGGGAAACGACUGCCAGGUGGAGCUGCCAGGUUUACAAGACAAGCCCACAGUAGCUCAAGUGUGGAGAGUACUUAUCUAUCAUGGAGACAGGGAGGAAAGAUCCCAGUCUGAGAGCCCUGACCCAGUUGUGUCACCAAUGACACUAGCAGCCUCUAUGAGGGUGGACUCCUGUAUUUUACCAGCACUGGUCCCAGCUGUGAGAUUUCAGUGUACUGCCUCGCUACUGGUGAUGAGAAUGAGUAACCACUUCCAACAUCUUGGCAAAGCAACUCCCAGCAAGCUGUGUCCAUUUUACCUGGACAAUUGUAGCCCCUCGGACCAAGAUGUCUUGACCAUUACAGUAGAUGACCCAAGCUUUGACAUGUCCAUAUGGAUGGAUGAAACUCUACAGACCACUGGACAGGUGACUGGCAUUGGUCAGUGUGAUAUUGUGGAAUACAGAAAUCUGACGACCCAAACCUUAGUGGAUCCUGUGGCUGCUAGUGCUAGCUUACAAUAUACCCUGGGGACAGAGUCCACUUUAGAAUGUGAUGUGAAGAUUGACCCUGUGUAUUUACACAUAGGACAGAGCACAGUUCACACCCUGGGAGUCAUGGUUCAGACCUGGGCACAGUUGCAGCAGACUGCCCAAGCCGAGAAAGUGAUAGUGAAUUAUUACAUGAUAUGUAACGAUACCUUAAGCACUAUCAGGUUUGGCCAAGUUGGUUCUGAUGAAAAUAUUUCUCUACAGAGCAGAGAAAUGCAUGCAUACAGUUGGAGAAGCCACAAGAAACAACAGGUUCUCCAGGUGUGUCUGGAGGGUAAAAACAUGAAGUGGUGUGAUCCUUUUGAAAUUGAGAAACCUGGCACCGUCAUCAGGACCAUUGACCACAAAGGUCACAAGGUCACCUUCCUCAUCAAGGUCAAGGUCAUAUCUGGGCUUCAGAGACAGGUUAUAAUCAGUGGCCAGUUGGUCAUAGCCAACAGACUGACCCAGCAUCUUGAGGUGAAGGUCCUUCAGCAACAACUGACCAAGGAGACACCACACAUCCUUGGAGCUAAGCAGACCCUCCCCAGCCUCGUUAUCGAGAGGUCAGAGAUCACAGGGGUCAAGGUCAGACUGAUGGGACCUAAGAUGGCUUGGUCUACUAAUAUUGAAGUGACGGGAGAAGGGAUAAAGGAAAACAAGAUGGUGAAGCUGUCAACAUCAGAUAAAAAUGGUUCUCUACAUGUCUGGUGCAGUGUCCUGGUAAAAUCUUAUGGUGAUGUCACACAGACUGUGGUACUUUUCACACCUUUGUUUGUGUUAAGAGCACACCUGCCAUCACAGCUGAUUGUGAAUGUGGAUACGCCGCGCAUGAAGAGCAUGCAGCAGUUGCUACUGCCAGGGCAUGGUGUAGAGCAGCAGCUGCAGUGUGUGGGUGGGGACGUGACGCACAUGUUGACGUUUCAACAAGGAGAUUGCAUGAAGCCGUCCAGUCCUCCAUUGUCGCUGUCUGCUGGAAUGACUGACCAGGUCACUCAUCAGUCAAUGGACACAUUGGACAUAGAGAAAGAGUGCUAUAGCUGGGAUAUGGAGAGUAAUACACACUGGCCAUACACUGACAAAGAUUUCAGUCCCAACAUUCCAGACUCCAGACAGUCAGAGCCAUACUCCCAUCCCACCCUUACCCCUCAGGCAACCACCCCAACCCUUACCCCCACCCUGGGGGGUGACCUGAGCCAGCCACACCCUAAUAUAGACCUCCAGGUCCACCUUAGUCAGAGAUGGCCGGGAUGCAAUACCCUGUUGUUGGACAUUACCCCCUGGUCACUAGUGGUCAACAGGGCUGGGAUGGGCGUGGCCAUAGUGGACAGUUCUAGUGAGAAGUUGUGGGUUAUAAGGAGCGGGGAAAUGAUGGCCCCACCGCCACUAGAAGGUGGAUUUCGUCUUGGAGUUACACAGAACAGCACCAUCUAUAGUUCAAACAUCCUGGUACUAUCAGAUGAAGCAGAAGAAGAUCGAGGUUAUCUACCAAGAUUGGAGGGCGUGGUCUACAAAGGGGGUGUGACCAAUGUGUCCAUCAUUGUAGAUGAUCAGGUAGGAAAGCAUUGUGUUACAGAGGAUAUGUUCUACAAAGGAGGUGUGACCAAUGUGUCAAUCAUUGUGGAUGAUCAGGUCCACUACUUGACCCUGACAUCAGAUGUCCACCACCACAUGAGAGUACUGACCAUACAGGAGACGUACCAACUGGUCAACCAGUCACAGCUUGACCUUAUGGUCUUAUGUGCUGAGGUACCUUUUGGACAGAACAAAUACACUUCAUUAUCUCUGGACCAUUCCAAAGCUGUGUCCGUGUCAAGGUCAAGCAGCGGUCAACCAGGACUACGACCACUCUCUCCUUGGACCAGACUGGACCCUGACACUCAGGCCAAAGAGCAUGCCAAAUAUCUUCUUUUCAAACUUCAUUGUGAAGAAAUCAGCAGUGUAGAACAGGAGUCAAGUCCUUUUAAGACAGACACACACAGAUUCAUGUGGAGUGUCCCCCUGAGAGUGAAGGUUGGAGAAUCUGGGUCAAGGUCACCAGAAUCUGGGUCAAGGUCAACCUGUACGUUCCCAUUCUAUUCUGAAGGUGCUUGGCAGAGUUGUGCAUGUGUGGUUACAUGUCAUGUGAAAAAAGGAGUGACAUAUAUUGUGAUACAGGAUGACCCGGCGCCAUCUAUAUUAUUGCAUAAUAACACAGAUACUGUACUGUACUUUGGUCAAGGUUGCCUGACUCCCGAAAUGAAAGGGGUCACUGUCCAUGAAGAGCAGGAACAAUUCCAGGAACUACCUUUGGCCCCUCCUCAUGGAAGAGCCCACUAUACCUUCCCAGAAAUCUCUGCAAGCUUUCCAGCCAUUGGCCAGAACAAAGGGAAGCACCUGAAGCUCUAUCUGGCGGUGGAAUCAGGGGCACAAAAUACAAUGUUGUGGAGUCAGGGUAUUGAUUUGGAGUCAACACGGGAAAGUUUUGUGCGUAUACCAGCGUCUAAGGAUGUUAAAGUUCAUGUUGAACACAAAGGUCAUACCAUCCAGGUGUUUGUGAACACAGUAAGCAGGGCAGAAGUCUCAGCUAAAGAAAUACGUAGCAGGAUAACACGGCAGACAACCACAGUCAUUAUGGAGACAGGAAAAGAGGAGAAACGUGCCAGUUCUGAAUCCUUUCAUCUGGUUCCAGUGGAUGUCACAGAAGAAGGCAAGACCAAUGCUGGAGAGGUUGCUACUAAUGAAGACAGAGAUUCUCCGGGAUUGCAUAUUGAAACAGCUGUUAUGUGUAAACUGGUCUGCUGCAUUCUUUCCGAUGAUGUCACAAAUCCCAGAAAGAGCACUGAAGUGUUGCGAAUCACAGUAGACGACAUCUUCAUCGCGUACUAUCCUAUAGGGGUGACACAAGUGCCACCUAGUGGUGAGAGGACAUUUGCAGUCUGCGUUGGGAACCUGCAGGUUGAUAACCAGAUGUAUAACACUGGAAACUACGAUUUUCCUGUUGUGUUGCAGAAGCAGGCAUCUUUCAAAGGCUGCCAUCUUGGUGUUGAGUUUGAACAACUACUGACAGUUGAAAAGUUGACAUAUAUGAAACCAAACUGCUUAGUCAUGGUGGAUUUGACACUGUAUCAACAAGACGACAGCUUGAUGGUGGAGAAAGUCAAUGUUGCCAUGAAACCAAUGUCUCUGUAUGUUGAGGACACCUUUGUUUAUGACAUGCUCAAGAAAAUUGACACUUUCAUUCCAGUACCACUUUCAAAGAAAACUCUUCCAACAAAACAUCUGAUUCCCAGGUCUGUGUUGGCCGAAGCUAUGUGCAUCAGUCAACCAGUCAGAUUACAGCUUCUGUCAAUCCAACCAAUGAGCUUGCAGCUUAGUGUACAUGCCUCCCUGAAGCUGUUCCUGUCAUCAGACAAUACCCCUCUGAAUUUUGGACACUUUGAAGUUGACAACAUUCAUACGACCAGUAGCACUCUGAUCAGGACCCUAGCCAUGCAUUAUGCCACUGGCGCCCUCUUUAGAGCAGGGUGGGUGGUCGGUUCACUAGAGUUGCUAGGCAACCCUACUGGACUGGUCAGAAGUAUCGGGACAGGAGUAGCCGACCUCUUCAGAAUGCCGUAUGCUGGACUCUCAAGAGGACCGGGGGCAUUUGUUGGAGGUGUGACACAGGGCAUGGGGUCACUGUUGGCUAAUGUCACAGCAGGCACUCUCUCAUCUAUCACCAGUUUUGCAUCCAGUGUAUCCAGGAACAUGGACCGUCUUUCGCUGGACACUGACCAUUCUGAGAGACAGGAACACAGCAGACGACAUCAUCCAGUAGGGGUGUCCUCUGGACUAAAACAGGGGUUCACUGGAUUUGGGCUGAGUCUACUUGGUGCCAUAGCAGGUAUAGCAGACCAACCCAUCCAGAGUCUGACCACUAUAACCCAGACUCCAACCUCACCUGCACAGAAAGCUACAGGCAUUGUGUCAGGGGUUGGGAAGGGGCUGAUGGGAAUUGUCACCAAACCCAUAGGUGGCGCUGCAGAGUUUGUGUCACAAACAGGUCAAGGGUUGCUCCAGGGUACUGGAUUAAGUCGUCUUCCAGAGCCAAGGUACUCCCCCACUGUGAGGCUGGCGGAGGAUUGGCCAAAUGCUUAUCUCAAAUUUGUCAGCAAGCUUCUUAACACACUCCCAAGUGUGGAGCUAGUCAUGGAGCUGCCUGCCACUCAGCACAUCUCGUCCAUAGAUGGCGCUCCUAUCACCCUCCUCUUGACCUCUGAGAUCCUGUUCAUCAUGAGCGUAGAAGAGGACGUCCAGCAGCAGGCGUUUGCAGUCUCGGAGAUCUCAGUGAGACAGUCGAGUAGGAACCCAUGGAUGCUUUAUCUUAAUGUGCAGGAUCUAGAUGGGGGCAAUGUUGAGGAGGAGGCUACACAUACCACCCAAGACAGGAUUGCAGAGUUCAUUCAUGGCUACCCAUCCCAGACACAACAUCGAGAUUCUGUAAGCGUUAGCGACAAUCAGUCGGAGGUCUCCAAUCCAUCACCAAAAAAAUUAAUACAGCAUCGCUUUCAAGCUGAUCCCAAACUAGCAGAACUGUUUGUGGGACUGUUUCAGCUAGCGAAGGACAAACUAUUAGGAAAGGGGUUUCAGUUAUAACUUGGUUAAGAAUAGCAUUGGAUUUUUUGCUUUCAUUAGCAAAUGAUAUGUAAAAGCUUCAAGUGACAGUUCAGUCCAUAAACAAGAAUUCUUGUAUAAAUAAACAAGAAUUUGGUCAAUUGACAAAAACAAAAUGACAGUAGCACAGUAUAUUUUGGAUGCUUAGUAAGGUGUGCAGGUAACAGUGAAUAUUGCAAAUAACUGCAUUUCAAAUUUUGUUUAUUUUAUUAUUUAUAUUUUAUUUUUAUUUGAUUUAAUUAAUUAAUUUUUUUAAAUUAUUAUUAUGAUUUUUUGUAAAAGAUUAAAAAAAUUAUGUGGACUGUGUAACAGUAAGCACAUUCAUUCAAAAUGAAUCUUCUGAAAUAUAUAACACAUCAGUAUUAUUGCCUGUUGCUUAUUUGGUAUCUUAGAGCUCACUCAGAACAGCACACUAACAAAUCUACAUACCAAAUUUGGCCAACCCAUUUGAAUGCUUGUUGCGUAAUCUCAGCGUGGAGUUUAUUUAAUGUCAUAUCUGGAAUUAAGCGGCAAGUUUUUUAGCGGGUCACCAUAUUUGAUCCGCAGAUCUGUUAGUCCACUGUUCUGAAUGCACUGUAAGUGCAACUUACAUGCACCACAUGGGUUAAGUUAAUCAUAGCUUUAUAGUGGGUGUUUUUGUGGUAAACAUUUUGGUGGGUUGUAGGAUAUUGGGCUACAAUAUUUUAAGUGCAUUGGUUGUUUUGUUGUGUUUUAAAUUAAUAGUGGAAAACAGUAAAUUUAAAAUAUUCCAAUUUGAAAUGCUUCAUGUAACAUAUACUUUAGACCCUUGAGUUGCAAAGGACCAGUGAACUAAAAGGAUUCUGGCACAGAAUACUGAAGUGUUCUACCAUGAUUCUCUUACAAAUAGUAUUUUACUUUAUAAAUUUUGUUGAGUUUGUUGGUUAUUUUGUUGUUCUUGUUCUUGUUGAUGAUGUAUUAUGUGGUCAAAAUAAGCCAAAACAGAAGCAAUUUGAUGUUUUGUUUAAACUUUUUAUCAUAUUGGUGAAAAUCUUUGUUCAAAUGCAAAUUAUUUGGUUUGGUAGUUUUGGCUGAUGGAGAACUUUACAUCUCAUAAUAAAAUGGA
Messenger RNA from Lingula anatina, 13528 nucleotides. Its product is annotated as intermembrane lipid transfer protein VPS13B. Lineage: Eukaryota; Metazoa; Brachiopoda; Lingulata; Lingulida; Lingulidae. The record is from RefSeq and is a predicted model, not a curated record.